GACAGACUCACCGUAGAGGUGGCGGUGGUGGCGGCCGUAGGACAGACUCACCGUAGAGGUGGCGGUGGUGGCGGCCGUAGGACAGACUCACCGUAGAGGUGGUGGCGGGUUGUAGGACCAGACUCACCGUAGAGGUGGCGGUGGUGGCGGCCGUAGGACAGACUCACCGUAGAGGUGGCGGUGGUGGCGGGCUGUAGGACCAGACUCACCGUAGAGGUGGCGGUGGUGGCGGGUUGUAGGACCAGACUCACCGUAGAGGUGGCGGUGGUGGCGGCCGUAGGACAGACUCACCGUAGAGGUGGCGGUGGUGGCGGCCGUAGGACAGACUCACCGUAGAGGUGGCGGUGGUGGCGGGCUUAGGACAGACUCACCGUAGAGGUGGCGGUGGUGGCGGCCGUAGGACAGACUCACCGUAGAGGUGGCGGUGGUGGCGGGCUGUAGGGCAGACUCACCGUAGAGGUGGUGGCGGGUUGUAGGACAGACUCACCGUAGAGGUGGUGGCGGCCGUAGGACAGACUCACCGUAGAGGUGGCGGUGGUGGCGGCCGUAGGACAGACUCACCGUAGAGGUGGCGGUGGUGGCGGCCGUAGGACAGACUCACCGUAGAGGUGGCGGUGGUGGCGGCCGUAGGGCAGACUCACCGUAGAGGUGGCGGUGGUGGCGGGCUGUAGGGCAGACUCACCGUAGAGGUGGCGGUGGUGGCGGCCGUAGGACAGACUCACCGUAGAGGUGGCGGUGGUGGCGGGCUGUAGGGCAGACUCACCGUAGAGGUGGCGGUGGUGGCGGCCGUAGGACUCAGACUCACCGUAGAGGUGGUGGCGGGUUGUAGGAAGGGCUGACGCACGACGAAGGCGUCGCUCUCGCCACGCCGAUGGUGGCGCAGGGCCAGCUGCCGCUGCUGCAGCGCUGGAUCGGCGAGGGGAAGCUGCGGCCGAGCGAGCAGCUGGCGGACGUCCUCUGCGACGCGGAGAGGGGCGGGCCGGCGGCGGCGCUGCCGAUGUACCGGGAGGCGGGCGUGGACGAGAAGGCGACUCUCUGCCUCGUCGAGACGGGCGACCUCGAGGCGCUGCGCGAGGAGAGCAGGAGAGCGGCCCGCCGGAUGCCCGCCGGAUGGGCCGAGACGCACUACGCGAGAUGA
This is a messenger RNA of Emiliania huxleyi CCMP1516, 1138 nucleotides long. RefSeq lists its product as hypothetical. Lineage: Eukaryota; Haptophyta; Isochrysidales; Noelaerhabdaceae. The record is from RefSeq and is a predicted model, not a curated record. The coding region runs from base 872 to 1138 and encodes 88 amino acids. The transcript has 7 exons.